Molecule: messenger RNA, 981 nt
Organism: Sturnus vulgaris (Common starling)
Lineage: Eukaryota; Metazoa; Chordata; Aves; Passeriformes; Sturnidae
Source: RefSeq, a predicted model, not a curated record
CAAGCCCUGGUGAUCCGGGAGGGGGAGAAGAUGCAGGUGAACGCUGAGGAGGUCGUGGUCGGGGACCUGGUGGAGGUCAAGGGCGGCGACCGAGUCCCGGCCGACCUGCGGAUCAUCUCGGCCCACGGCUGCAAGGUGGGGCCCGAAAUCCCGGGAAAUCACCCCCCCAGACCCAUUUGGGACCCCAGACCCAUUCGGGCCCCUCCCCAGGUGUGCCUGACCCUGACUGCCAAGCGCAUGGCACGCAAGAACUGCCUGGUGAAGAACCUGGAGGCCGUGGAGACCCUCGGCUCCACCUCCACCAUCUGCUCCGACAAAACCGGGACCCUCACCCAGAACCGCAUGACCGUGGCCCACAUGUGGUUCGACAACCAGAUCCACGAGGCCGACACCACCGAGGACCAGUCCGGCACCGCCUUUGACAAGAGCUCGCCCACCUGGGUGGCCCUGAGCCACAUCGCGGGGCUCUGCAACCGCGCCGUGUUCAAGGGGGGGCAGGAGAACGUCCCCAUCCUCAAGGUGAUCAUGGUGACAGGUGACCACCCCAUCACGGCCAAGGCCAUCGCCAAGGGCGUCGGGAUCAUCUCCGAGGGCAACGAGACCGUGGAGGACAUCGCGGCCCGGCUCAACAUCCCCGUCAGCCAGGUGAACCCCAGGUGAGCCAGGGGAACCCCAGUCACCAUCCUCUGCAUCGACCUGGGCACCGACAUGGUCCCCGCCAUCUCUCUGGCCUACGAGGCGGCCGAGAGCGACAUCAUGAAACGGCAACCGAGGAACCCCCGCAGCGACAAACUGGUCAACGAGAGGCUCAUCAGCAUGGCCUACGGCCAGAUCGGGAUGAUCCAGGCCCUGGGCGGGUUCUUUGCCUAUUUUGUGAUCCUGGCCGAGAACGGCUUCCUGCCCUCGUGCCUGGUCGGGAUCCGCCUGCGCUGGGACGAUCGCACCAUCAACGACCUGGAGGAUUCCUACGGGCAGCAGUGG